UUGGAGGAAUCAGGAAUUUGAGCUAUAGGGUUUCAGUAUAGGCAUUUAGUAGUCUAACCGCGUGACUGACGCGACGCAACAGACGCAUGUGCAGCUACACACACCAACAAUUAAUUGCAAUCAGUAGGAAAUGUGUUUGUUUUUUCAGUGCACCGCAAGUUUGAUCAAAGCUGUAAAUAAUCGAGUACAUUCAGUGUGAUUGUUUGAGUGUUUUCUGCGAAUCCGACGGGUCUUUAUUUGUUUGUGAAAAAAAGCUUGUGCGUGGGUUCUAGAGGACUUUCCAACAAGGUGAAGCACAUCCACUCUUUUAUCGUCUCCGCCCAUAUAAAGGUGACGAAAAAAUAUGGCGAGACUUUUAAUAAGUGCAGGUAAGGCGCACGUGAGGAGGAGACAUGGCCGAAGCUGAUGUGAAAAAGGUUUUGCAGUUAAAGCAUCAGCUGAAAGAAUCCUGUGAAGGACACACGCUGCUGAAAAUCUUGAAGAAACUUGAAGCAUUGGACAUUACACUUGAAAUCCUCUCUGAAACUGGAAUUGGAAAAGUCGUCAACUCCUUUCGGAAGCAUGAUGAAGCAGGAAAGGUGGCAAAAAUAUUGGUGAAUCGAUGGAAAACGCUUGUUCCAAAAGACUCUUUAAGUUCGAGAGGAAAGCCUGAUGACGGCCUGACCCAGAAUGAACCGCUUCAUGGAGAAGUUCAAGAGAGGAGCAAACGGGAGAACGGCCAUCUGUCAGAGAAUACCAAUUCAAAAAAGAAGCCAAAAAUGGAGAAUUCCAGUGCUGAAAAGAAAAUCUCUCAUAAUGUUGACAAUAAAUGCAAAAUCAAGCCCAGUAAAUCCAAAUUCUACUUGAAUGAUGAAAAAAAGGAUGAGCCAAAAAGAGAUUCAGGUGUGAAUCAUGACUCUUGGACUCACGGUUCAGGCAAGGAAAAGACCAGCGCUGCGCAUAAAAAGCUUUCUGGUAUUAAAAAUCAGCAGAAUGCCAAACUUGAAAAAUCUAUGAAAGCAACUCAAAUGCAGAAAGAGAAGAGUGGAGACGCAUGCAAGAAAGAAAAGCUGGAGAAAGCCAAAGACAAAUUGGUAGUGAUGGAGAGUGAGAAACCGAUAGAGGAAGGCUUUGAAAUGCCCUCCAUGUCCUUUGAAGCCUACCUGAGCUAUGACCUCGAGCCCCCCAAACGCAAAAAAUGCUUCAGCGUUACUAAAAGUCCAAAAAAGAGAUUUAAAACGGCACACAAAGAGAACUGUGUGUCUCUUGUGAAGGCGAGCAAGGCUGUGGCAGAAGAACCAAUGACAAUGGUUCCUGAGCGGUCCGUGAUGGACUUGUUAAACGUUCCUUUACCAACAAGUUUCCCUGAAUGUGAGGACGUUUCUCAGUAUCAGUACUUCAGUGAAAAGAAAGCUGAUAGAAAGAUCACUGAUGACUGUGAAGAGGCUCCAGUUUUCAUUGGACAGAGGCUGAAGAAUAAGAUGCAGGUGUACUCCGGCAGUAAGAUGACGUAUCUGCCCUCUAUGAUGACGCUGUACCAGCAGUGCAUCCGAGCGCUGCAGAACAACAUCGACUCUCUCUAUGAGAUCGGAGGGGUGCCGUUUGAAAUACUGGAGCCGGUGCUGGAGCGCUGCACGCCUGAGCAGCUUCUGCGGAUCGAGGAGUAUAAUCCUGUGUACAUCGGAGUGACGGACCACCUGUGGGAGAGACACUGUCAGAAAGACUUCAGGAACGCCCGGCUGGAGGAGUACGAGUCCUGGAGAGAGAUGUACCUGCGCUUGUCCGAGGAGAGAGAGAGGAAACUGAAGCGGCUCACCAAGAGCAUCGUCUCUGCUCACUCCGGGAAGCCCAAAGGAAGGCAGGUGAAAAUGGCGUUUAUUCACUCAGCUGCUAAGCCACCUAGAAAUGUACGGAUCCAGCAGGAGAUUCACGGCACGGCCGGCCCCGUGACGCUCCCUCACCCGACAGACAGAGCCAGCAGUGCGAAGCCCAGUGAGAAUCGGGGAAGAUCCGGCUUCAGCGAGCCUUCCAAACCCUCCACCAACACCUCCAGCCAAGCUCAAGACCCCCGCAAGAUUAAAAGAGUGGCGCCCAUGAUGGCGAAGUCCCUGAAGGCCUUUAAAAAGCAGCUUUGUCGCAGAUGAAUGCAGAUGAUAUUGGAUAUACGUGAGAUACACCGUCCCUGGCUGACCCUUAUUGUCUAAAUGGUUUAGAGAGAUUUUUUUUUUUUUUGUUCAAUGUUAUUUGUAAUUCCACAAAUGCUUACAGGAUUGAUGAAAUAUGAUCAACUUAUUCGUAUGAACAAUAAUUGCACUUUGAAAUCAAACUGUCUUUGUAUUGAUUUUUUUCUAUCAUGACGGACACGAAUUGAAUUCUGAAAUUAAAACUAUAAUAACCACAAAAUCUACUUGCUCUGGUGCUUGUCAGUCUGAGUGUACAGUACAGUACAGUAUAUACUCGCACUGCAUGUGUGCUGUUGACCCUCGUGUGUUUGUCUCCAUCUAGUGGAAGUGGGCUGCAGUUUAACUUCACUUCUGAAAUGGAGCAGCUGUUCUGAGGGUCACAGACAGCAGGGGAAUGACACUUGCAAAAUAUAAAAUGACCAAACUAAGCAUAUAAUAAUCAUGCAUACAGUAGUUGUGAUAAUAAGAAAUGUGCACACCAAAUAUCUCAGUUGUUGUAGCCAAAUGUAUUCAAAUCCUGCGUGUUUUUGUUUGUUUGUUUGUGCAAAUUCAUGUUGGUAAUCUGAUUAUACUGAUGCAGUAUUUAGUCCAGUGUUUUGUAAUCUGUUCGAAUGGUUAAACACACUUUCUGCAUGCACAAAUAUUGUGGAAAAAGCUACUGGUCCCAGAUUUAUGUAAAAUCUGAAUCCUGAAGCAAAACCGGUUGAGGCAACAGUUUGAUUUAAAAUAUCUUAUCUGUUGCAAAAGGGAAAACUGUCAACAAAUGAGUGAAUUAACUCUCUUUGAAAUUUGAAGGACGUUUAAAUAUGCUUAAUAAAAGUGUGUGUGUGUGUGUGUGUGUGUGUAUACAGACAGAAAAUGCAACACAUUUAAUCAGGAAAUGUGGACUGGGUCAUGCAGUAGAUCACAUGCAGUGGAAGCGCUUGUUAUUUCAUGUUAUUUCAUCUACAUCACAACUGAUCAUGACUGUAGCCAAAUAAAUUUUUUCAUAUUUGAAAAUAAAUAAAAUUUGAAGUACUCUGAAUGA
Molecule: messenger RNA, 3189 nt
Organism: Megalobrama amblycephala (Wuchang bream)
Lineage: Eukaryota; Metazoa; Chordata; Actinopteri; Cypriniformes; Xenocyprididae
Gene: eloal
Product: elongin A, like
Exons: 11
Coding region: 393-2123 (576 amino acids)
Biological process (GO): transcription elongation by RNA polymerase II
Cellular component (GO): nucleus; elongin complex
Source: RefSeq, a predicted model, not a curated record